AUGAGGCCAGAAUGCCUUUUGGCUUUGGAAGUGGAUCCGGGCGAGGCUCUGGUGGAGGAGGCUCUUCGGGGGAAGAAAGAGGGGAAGGAGAAGAGGGUGGUGAAAGGGGAGAAGGGGGGGAGAGAGAAGAAGGUCGAGAAGGUGAAGAAGGCAGAGAUGGUAGAGGUGGCUCUGGCGGCGGUGACGGUCGUGGAGGUGCUGGCUCAGGAAGUGCGGGCUCUGGGGGAGCUGGUGCCGGUGGAGCUGGAGCUGGCGGCGGCGGUGGCCUCGGGGGUGCCGGUGGGGCUGGCACUGGGGGAGCUGGCGGUGGAGGAGCAGGUGCAGGUGGUGCUGGCACAGGAGGAGAAUCUUCUGGCGGUGCCGGAGGUGAAAAUGGCCAAGAAAACGGGCUUCAAAACGGGGCUGGUAGUGGUCAGGCUGGAGGCCAAAACCAAGGAGGCCUUGGAGGAGGUGCCCUUGGAGGCGGCGGAAAUGGAGGUCAAGGUCAAGGCGGGGGUGCUGGUGGCCAACAGCAAGGCGGUCCCCUGGGAGGUGCCCUCGGAGGCGGCGGCGCUGGAGGUCAGGGAGGACAACAAGGUGGCUUUGGAGGUGGUGCUGAAGGUGGAGGCUUAG
Molecule: messenger RNA, 612 nt
Organism: Penicillium cosmopolitanum
Lineage: Eukaryota; Fungi; Ascomycota; Eurotiomycetes; Eurotiales; Aspergillaceae
Exons: 2
Coding region: 1-612 (203 amino acids)
Source: RefSeq, a predicted model, not a curated record